Panicum hallii is the source of this 2012-nucleotide messenger RNA. RefSeq names its product transcription factor GTE7-like. The transcript is spliced from 3 exons. Gene Ontology annotation, molecular function: protein binding. Bases 114 to 1526 code for a protein of 470 amino acids. The record is from RefSeq and is a predicted model, not a curated record. Lineage: Eukaryota; Viridiplantae; Streptophyta; Magnoliopsida; Poales; Poaceae.
CUCCGCUCCGCCCCCGCCCCUCCCGUGCAGCCGUGCUCCGGGACUGGGGUUCGGAUCCAAAUUGCGACCGCCGCGCCCCAAUCGAGGUCGUUGAACCCUCGCCGGCGGCGGCGAUGGCGUCCGCCCUCCUCGCCGGCCGGAGCGGGGCGCACCACCACAGCUGGGGGGAGGGGCGCGCCCCGCUGGCGCCCAUACCGCCCAACCCUAGCCCCAACCACCACCCCGUCCCCCCGCGCGGCGACGGGUCGAAGGCGCGGACGGCGGCCUCGCCGGCGGCCGGGUACGUCACCUUCAAGCCGGCGUCUCUGGGCCACCGCGAGGCCCGCGCGCUACGGGACCGCCUCGCCGGCGAGCUCGGCCAGGUCCGCGCCCUCCUCUCCCGCAUCGACACAUGGCAGGUGGAGCGGCAGGAGCAGGGCCACCCGCCGCGCCGGGAGCUCCCUCCCGCGCCGCCGGCGAAGCUCCGGGGCGCGAUGCGGAAGCGGUGCGGGCAGAUCCUCACCAAGCUGCGGAAGGACAAGCGGAGCGUGUGGUUCAACGCGCCCGUGGAGGUCGAGCGCCUCGGGCUCCACGACUACCACACCGUCAUCAAGAGACCCAUGGACCUCGGCACCGUGAAGGAGAACCUCGCCGCCGGGAGGUACGCCUCGCACGACGCCUUCGCCGCCGACGUCCGCCUCACCUUCUCCAACGCGCUGCGGUACAACCCGGUCGGGCACGAGGUUCACACGUUCGCUGGCGCCCUCCUCGCGUCCUUCGAGAAGAUGUACAAAGAGGCAGUCGCUUGGUUCAAGGAAGAGUGCAAGCGCCUUGAGCCGCCAAAGCCAGUGCCAGCCGAAUUGCCACCUCCCCCGAUAGUUGAGGCGAAGGUGAAGCCGAAGACAGGGAACGGGAAGAUGCGGAAGCCGAAGGCGAGGGAGACUAACAAGAGGGAGAUGAGCCUGGAUGAGAAGAACAUGUUGAGGCUGGGCCUUGAGAGCUUGCCUGAAGAGAAGAUGCAUAAUGUGCUGCAGAUUGUGAGGAAGAGGAACAACAACCCGGAGAUGCUUGGGGAUGAGAUCGAGCUGGAUAUUGAUGAGAUGGACAUUGAGACACAGUGGGAGCUUGAUCGAUUUGUCACCAACUUCAACAAGGCCCUCAAGAAGAGUCAGCGAACUGCAAUGGUGAAUGGAGGCAUUGCUGAUGUCACAAGUGCUGCCGUGGCUGAGGAUGACACUGCACCAGUGAACGGUGUGGCUACAUUGGUUGGCAAUGAUGAUGCGGAGAGCGAGAACCCUAUGAAGAGCACUACGUUGGCUGAACAAGUUGAUGAGUAUGUAGAUAUUGGGGAUGAGAUGCCAACAGCCACUUACCAGUCAAUGGAGAUCGAGAAGGAUGCUGAAGUUGCAAGUCGCUCCAGUGGUUCUGGCAGUGGCUCCUCAUCGUCCAGUGGUUCUGGUAGUGGCUCCUCAUCGUCCAGUGGUUCGGAGUCUGGGAGCUCAGGGGACAGUGCCUCAGGAGCUGGGAAUGCUCACUCUUUGGCUUAGGGGAGGUCGUUGUAACCAUAGGGAAUUCAAGGGUUUCGAUGGUGUGAGUUCUUGUUCUUGAGUGAUUUGAGUAGAGUUAGAGGAAUUGUAGGUAUUCUGUAAACUGUUUUUCUGAGAUGUGGGUGUCUGCUUCGGUUUAGUAGUUAACGCAGUUAGUAGAUAACAGAUGGGGCUUUGUGAGUAUCAGAUGGCACAGCUGGAGACAUGUGUAUAUAAGUUUAAGGUGGAAGCUGGAUGGUACGGGGGGCCUUUAUAGUAGAUUAGUAGUUGAACCGGCCUAAUGAUUAUGAAGGUGGCUAGACCUAGUGUCUGUUAUUUGUAGUACGGUUGUUCUGGUGCAGCUCUCUUUAUGGAGUUGAUUAUCGAUGAGUUGUGCAUGUCAUUAAGUAUGGUAUUAAAAGUAACAACACAGUAUCUUUGUAUGGUGAUGACUAUGAUUAAGUUAUUCAUCAUUUUGGACAGACCAGCAGUGAGAUAAGUUUCAGU